GGCGCCGCGGCAGUCAAUACAAGACCGUCCGCGUUACGGUACAGACCUCAUCGUCAUCGUCGCCGCUGCCGUCGUCGUCGUCGUCGGUCGCCGCGUAACGUUGUGCAGCUGUCGUGCGUUCGUGUGCGGCAAGUGCACGGGUGCAGUGUCUGUCGUCUCAUAACGACACUAACAAUACAAUAUUUAAUUGACAAAUCGGUUCCGGAGAAUCGGUGUGUGACCGGAAGUGUCUCGAACACCGCUUCCGCCGCGGUGUAUGUUAUUGUUUUUAUUCGAGUUUUCUCGAACGCGCCUCUUCCGCGGACCGUCACGAAAAUCUCGCUAGAGUAUACUUGUUAUAAGACAUUUCAUAGCAUCGCAUUUCUCUGUCGUAUGGUUUGUUGACACUUUUAUAUUCGCGAGGCUGUCAUGUGGCCGGAAGACCCACCGCUAAGUUCUGUCUUCACGUCGUCGUCGCCAUCCGACGACCGCAGACAACCAUCGUGUUAGACUUUCGAGUCCGUCGCCGCGGAUUUUUGUCGUCUGCGGCUCACGGUCCGCUGCCAUGCGACCGUCGCCAGACCGCCGGCUUCGCAUCGCCGCCGCCGUCGUCGCGGUCUUCGGCCUGGCUGUUUAUGCGCCCGCAGACGUCCUGUGCGGACGGGCACCUCGGAUCGUCGAACAUCCCACCGACAUGUCGGUCGGUCUGCACGAGCCGGCCACGCUCAACUGCAAGUCCGAUGGUCAGCCGCAACCGGAAGUCCGGUGGUACCGGGACGGACGUCCCGUGGACGUAGCAACCAGCGUCCGCAAGGCCCUGUUGCCGGAUGGGUCACUGUUGUUCCUGGAGGCGUCGCAGGGCAAGCGCGACUCGGACUCCGGUACGUACUGGUGCAUCGCCCACAACGCUUUCGGCGAGGCCGUCAGCAGAAAAGCCAACCUGGUCGUCACAUAUUUGAAACAGGACUUUCGAGUGCAGCCCAAGGACGUGAAUCCGGCGUCCGGUGACACAGCCAUCAUGGAAUGCGACCCGCCCAAAGGACAUCCCGAACCAUCGGUGGCGUGGCACAAAAACGGUCAAGCGAUGCCAGUCGACGACAAAAAAAGAUGGUACAUUGAAGAUAAUGGAAAUUUGAUCAUUCGAGACGUUAACUCCGAAGACGACGGUUCUUAUACAUGUGUUGCCACCAAUUUAGCAGGAGUCAGGAAAUCCAAACCGAUUUUGUUGGCAACUCAGAUACGCCCGUACAUGAUACAAGCUCCGAAGGACACUAUAGCCAUGGCUGGUUCCAGUGUACAGUUGCAGUGUAAAAUCGGCGGGACUCCUCAACCAGAAGUGUUCUGGAAAAAAAUAUCGAACACCGGGGUCGCACAACACAUAAGGACUAGCCAUUAUAGGAAUGAGAAGCUUUCCGGGGACAGGGACACGUUCGAGCACGUUUACAUAACGCAAGACGGCAGUUUGAGAUUAGACAACGUGAGUCCGGAAGACGAAGGGAAGUACGUGUGUCACGCAGAAAAUCACCAGGGCAAAGUAAACGCUGCGUCUUCCCUCACUGUGCACUCUGUCCCGUUAAUCGCCCAAAGGCCUGCAGACACACACGUAUCGGCCGGCAGCAAUGCGGUAUUCGAGUGCGGUGUCCGGGGUAAUCCCAGACCGACGAUUUUCUGGUCCUUACAGGACAACGACACCGUGCUAUUCCCCGAGGAGAGCUGGAACGAAUUUCACGCCGAAGACACUAAAGAUUCCGUUUCCACGCUGGUCGUACACAAUGUCAGGAAAGAACAGCACGAUCAGCUGGUGGUCAUGUGUUCAGCAAUUAACGAGGCGGGCUCGGACGAAUGGCGAGCCACUUUGACAGUGGCGGCGGCGGCGUACGACGAGUCCUUACCGCCGAUCAUCGAAUACGGACCCGCCAACCAGACGCUGCCGUACAGUUCGAUUGGUAAUCUCGUAUGCAAAGCGAUCGGCAAUCCACAACCCGUGAUCACGUGGUACAAGGACGAUUCACCUUUGUCGACGGAAAUCGCCAGGAUCAACAUCACCGAAUCCGGGACACUCCAAAUAAUGAAUUUACAAAAGAGCGACAAUGGUGUUUACACAUGCGUAGCGUCUUCUGUCAACGGGAAGGCCACGUGGAGUGCCGAACUCAAAAUGGAAUCGCCGAAAAAUCCUAACGUUGGAUUUUUCAGGUCACCGGACACGUCAACUUUCCCCAGUGCUCCGAGCACCCCAGUUGUUGUCAACCACACAGAUACGGCAGUCACAUUGUCGUGGGGCCGUAGCAGUAAAGUCGGAUCGUCACCGCUUCUCGGCUAUCAGGUGGAAAUGUUCGCUUGCACCGAGAACGUUGGAUGGGUGACGUUGGUCCGGAGACUUCACUCGACUCACUACACCCAGUCGUUCUUAAAACCUGGCCAAUCUUACUUGUUUGUGGUGCGCGCCGAAAACUCACACGGCCUCUCCGCGCCUAGCCAUCUGUCCAACCGCAUCACAUUGCCCACAGAAUACCGUCAGAGCGUAUCGUUUUCCCACGAUAUGUCCAUCGCCAAGUCUACUCUGUUUGGCGGACAUAUCGUAGACCUCAUCGACAUCAAGACGGUCAGUUCGACUUCGAUAAAACUUUUCUGGGAGAUUCUCAACGGAGAGUUUUUGGAAGGUUUUUAUCUAUACUAUCGUAGCAAGAACAUGACCGGCCAAAAUGCCACGUUCAUGAAAACCUUGUCGAACGCCACUGAACUGUCCGGAGCGUACGUGAUCAACUCGCUUCAUCCGUCGGUCACAUAUCUGUUUUUCUUGGUGCCGUACUAUAGACACAUCAAAGGUCGACCGUCUAAUUCAAGAACCGCAAAAACUCACGAAGACUGCCCGUCUGGAGCACCUCAACACGUCGAACCAACAGCAUACAACUCCAGUGCGGUUUACUUGAAGUGGAAUCCACCACCAGACAACUCGCACAACGGUGUCAUCACCAGUUACCAGGUAGUAAUUCAAGGCGGUGCCAGUUGGGACGUGCUGAGCAACGUGACGGUCAGUGCCAGUACACCCACUCUGCUUCUGACCAACCUAACGUCUGGUGUGCGGUACAAAGUCAUGAUCGCUGCCGCGACGAAAAUCGGUUUCGGCCCGUACACGGAUUCCAUCAUAUUGCCGACGGACUCUAUGAAUCAAAUAAAUCAAUUUAACGACGCAGUCAUUGAUCACGAAGAAAUCAAAGAAUUCGUUGCUGAACCGUGGUUUAUACUGUUGUUGGCUGGAGUGAUAACGCUAAUGGUCAUAUUACUAGCCGCCGUGCUUUUCGUCAGAUACCGUCAGUUGGGUGCUAAAAAGUCACACUUAGGAGAUUCAUUAAACCCUGCCAACAAACUGUCUUAUUCCUCUGGUUUCAAAACUACUCUGGACGUGUCUCACCGAGGACAGGUAGCUUCGUUUUUGCAAUCAGAACACAGCGUGUCAAACAGUCAACGGUGUCUAUUCAUCGACGCCAACUCGUGUCAUAAGCCAAAUUGGAUGCAUCAUGACAUCGAUAGUAACGAAAAAGAUUCUAGCCAACAGCUUUUGCCGGAAAUCGCCGACUAUGCAGAAGUGAAUCCGAAUACGAUGAGUACAUUUUUAAAGGAUCGUGAACUGUCGUCGCCGGCCCCUUACGCGACCACCACACUGGUGUCGAACUCGAGUUCUAGAAAUAUGAGACGCAAUUCCGAUGAUACAGCUUACGCUUCAGCCAAUAUUUAUAACCGUAAUCAGAACGUCUAUUCUGAAAGUGGGUAUAGCUGUUGUUCGAGUAAUAACGACUGCCAGGGCUGCGCAGACGAUUGUGGGAGCAUGCAAGGCGUUCCCGUGUCAGUCGUUCUUAGCGGUUGUGGCCGGAAAACGUUCAGCGAAGUGUCUCACCACAGCAACAAAAGCGGUUCGAGGUUCAAUAAUUAUCCGCCUUAUUCGUCUAGGCAGCGAGCCCUGAUGCGCACCACGUGUUCGUCCAACGGAUAUCACUACGUGGACCCGACGAUCAUCGGGCCGAUGACCAACAGCUACGCCAACGGCUACGGCCGAGACUGCUCGCCGCCGGACGUGGUCGGUCAGCAACAGAGGUCGCCGUGCUACACUGAGGCGGGAGCCGUCGUCGGCAGCGCGCAAAACAUCUCGUGAACGUUUUUUUCGACCGAUUUUCGUUCAAAACAGAAAGCCCCUUGCGGCGGAAUCGCGUUUACUCGACAUCACGAAAGUAUAUAAUAUUAUUGUUGUGAUGUUUUGGGGUGUAUAUAAAAAAAAAAUAUAUAUAUACAUACCUUUGCGUCGUAAUGUUAUGUGUGUUUGUCACGCUCGCCGUCGAUCGGUGUCGUCCGGGGGUGAUUCCGGCCUCCGUUAAAAAUAAUAUUAUAUACCUAUUAUUAUUAUUAUUAUGUCGUCGUCGUGACGAAAAGUGUUACUUAUAACCUACUCACCUCGUUUCGACCGUUUCUCAAACCGCAACGAUAAUAGAGUGUACCGUCGUCGUGUCGUACUUUUAUUGACACCCACCCCGUCGAACACAAACCCCCCCACCCACCACUGAUUCAAGUACGCCCAGAGCCGCGAAACAUAUCAUUACAUCAUUCGCCCGUUUCCGACCUAUACAUAAUAAUACGAGUCUCUACUUUUCGGCGUCUUAACGGUUAUAAUAAGUGUUUAUAUUAUUAUUGAUGCUGUCCGCGACGACAACCACGGUUUCCGAACGAAAUGAUAUUUUGUAUUACUGUGCUGUACUCGUCGUCGACGGUUUAAUAUUGUAUUACUAUAUAUUAUAUUAUACGAUUGCCUGUAUUAUUAUAUAUUAUUAUUGUGUAACGUAAUGAAAAAAUUUCGAGAAAACGUUAUUACACUAUUUACGCGCGUAUACGACGGAAUAUUGUGCCGGUUAGACUCCCGACGCGUUUAUGUAAAUCUAUAAUAGUGCCAAUGUAUAUUUUGUAUUUCAACUGUACGUGUAAAUUUUAAAUAAAACCUUCCAUUUGUUAUUUAUAAAAUUUAA
Messenger RNA from Myzus persicae (green peach aphid), 4991 nucleotides. Its product is annotated as protein sax-3-like. Bases 545 to 4129 code for a protein of 1194 amino acids. Gene Ontology annotation, cellular component: plasma membrane. Gene Ontology annotation, biological process: axon guidance; cell adhesion. Gene Ontology annotation, molecular function: protein binding. The transcript is spliced from 18 exons. NCBI's taxonomy places the organism in Eukaryota, Metazoa, Arthropoda, Insecta, Hemiptera, Aphididae. The record is from RefSeq and is a predicted model, not a curated record.